Molecule: messenger RNA, 1698 nt
Organism: Metarhizium brunneum ARSEF 3297
Lineage: Eukaryota; Fungi; Ascomycota; Sordariomycetes; Hypocreales; Clavicipitaceae
Biological process (GO): protein phosphorylation
Molecular function (GO): ATP binding; protein kinase activity
Source: RefSeq, a predicted model, not a curated record
AUGUCGUCCAUCACCCCUCCUCACGCGCCAACCGAGGCCGCCCUCGAGUCUCUCCGGGACGAGUUGAAAGGCAACAUGUUGCCAAACGUCCAUGGCUUCUUUGCCAAGUAUUUCGAGGGAAAGUCGUGGUCCACGGUGACGCAGAACAAAUUCCAAGAAACGACGUCGGCCAACAUGGUUGGCAAGUUGUCUGCCCGUGUCCCUGACCUCGCUCACUUGGACGUGCUGGUGGAAUGGCUUGCCGAAUUCCAGACGCUGUUUUUCGGCAUCGAUCAAGCCAACUUGCGAUUCCGCAGCCAGCAGCUUAGCAACACGAGUAGCACGCCCAAGACCGCCAUCUACCUCGAGACAUCUGAUGUCCAGUCCGCCGCAGGCAGCACCCGAGUGUUUGGAGAAUUCCAUCUUGACAGCGCCCUCGUCACGGCUGAUGACGACGACGACGACAUUCUGCGCUUCUGCGAGCGAGCACGGCACGUGUUCAAGACCCAGUCGGCUCGAUGCUUUGUCCACGGGUUCCUCGUCCGUGGUGCCAUGCUGGAGCUCUGGGUUUUUGACCGAUCGGGGGCCUACAGCAGCGGGAGGCUCGACCUGGCACAGGAACCGGAUCUGCUGGUGCGCGCCCUGGCCGGCUACACCUUGAUGACGGACGAGGAAGCGGGCUUCAACACCCUUGUAAAGCGCCUUACCCCUGAGUCGGACAGCUACGUCACAUUUCAUCAGAGCCACACGUUCCGCCUUCAGCCAGAGUUGAUGGCAACAGCCGACUACAUAGUCGGGCCCGGAACGACGUGCUAUGCGGCCUCGACACGGACAGCCGGGGAACCAGACACCGUCAUCAAGUUUUCUUGGCGAGAGGAUCAAGAGCCCACCGAGGUCCGUCUGCUGAAGCGGGCACAUGAGCGCAACGCCUGGGGUGUCAUCCAGCUCUUAGAUCAUCAGGACCUGGUGAGCGUGGCCGACCUUCGCCAGGAGAUGGACUUUCCUCGGCCGUUUGCCAACCGGAUAUUGUCCUGCGUCGCAACCACCCCUUUGGGCCGACCGAUCCGACAGUUCGCAUCGAUCCCCGAGCUGUUGGAGGCCCUGCGCGACCUUGUCCGGGCUCUUCACUCUCUCUACGUCAAGGCGAGGAUUCUCCAUCGCGAUGUCGCCAUCAAGAAUCUAAUCAUUGCCCCGCACCGCAGCGCCGACAGCCCCAAGGGUGUCUUGCUUGAUUUCAACUUUGCCCUGGAUCUCGACAAUGUCCGUCCUGUGGAGCCCAUGGUCGGAUCAGAUGGCUUCAUGGCCAUUGGUAUUCUCUCCGGACAGCGACACACGUAUCGGCACGACUUGGAGUCCCUGUUCUACGUGUUUCUCUGGAUCGCCAUUGCCAACGACGGUGUGCACGACGAGGCGAAUGACAUACUCGAGGAUAUGCCAAAGACGUCACGGCUGUGGAAAUGGUGCAGCAUGGACUUUGGUGCUGUUGGCCGGGACAAGGCGGCCGACAUGAGCCCCGAGGGCUUUGAAGGAAUUCUAGACGAGUUUUGCUCCGAUUUUGCUCCUCUCCGGGGUUUGGCCAGUGAACUGCACGCGCUGCUCUUCCCCGUGCGCCAGGGCAAGAUUUUCACGGGUACCAACACGGACCCGGCGGCUGUUGAGAGGCUCCAUGAUGGGAUGGCGGAUGCGUUCAACCGGAGUGCCCUGGCAUUCCAGGGUUAA